AUUUCAGAACUAUAUUCUAUCAAGGAGUGCGGAUUUCAAAUACGGAAGUGUUGCUUGGUUGAGCACAGUCAAGGUGGAAAAAAUGAAUGCAUUGCGUAAAAGUAUACAACUACAAGGCAGAAAUACCUUGUCGUCAUUCUCAAGGAUUUUAGCAGCACGGUAUUCUGUUGAUACUGGAAGUAAAGAAUAUAUUGACGGGCUUGUGAAGAAUAAAAAACUAGUGGUAUUCAUGAAGGGUACACCAGCAUCACCAAGAUGCGGAUUCAGCAACGCAGUUGUGCAGAUUCUUGAUUUCCAUGGUGUUGAGCAAUAUGACUCCCAUAACAUUCUUGAUGAUGAAAAUUUGCGCCAAGGAAUAAAGGAAUACAGUAACUGGCCUACAAUUCCACAAGUCUUCAUUGAUGGGGAAUUUGUAGGAGGAUGUGACCUUAUGCUGGAAAUGCACAAAAAUGGAGAACUAGUAGAAGAAUUACAAAAAGUUGGCAUACAAUCAGUGCUAUUAGACAAGACAGAAGAAAAGUCAUGAUUCUAUUGUAUCUUGUAAGCCAUUUUAUGCUUUAAUUUCAUGUCAUAAUAAAAAAAAAUUGGGUUGAUUA
Messenger RNA from Ostrea edulis (European flat oyster), 596 nucleotides. Its product is annotated as glutaredoxin-related protein 5, mitochondrial-like. The transcript is spliced from 2 exons. Bases 83 to 526 code for a protein of 147 amino acids. Lineage: Eukaryota; Metazoa; Mollusca; Bivalvia; Ostreida; Ostreidae. The record is from RefSeq and is a predicted model, not a curated record.